Molecule: messenger RNA, 1287 nt
Organism: Mesorhabditis spiculigera
Lineage: Eukaryota; Metazoa; Nematoda; Chromadorea; Rhabditida; Rhabditidae
Source: the annotation of a GenBank genome assembly
AUGUCAAGAGUCCAUUCUUCGGAUACCCAACCACCACCGGUUUUUCAUGAAAAAGAUGGAGAAGAACAGAGGCCUGUGAUCCCGUAUGCCUUCCUGAUCCUGUCAUUCAUCUGCGUAUGUCUGACGUUUGGCUGCUCGUUGGUCACAUCAAUUACAUCGACGCAAAUACACGAGUAUGGGAAUGGAUCGUUAGAGGAUUUCUAUUCCGAAUGGGAUUUCCGCUACGAUGCCAGCCAAACGUUUGUCAAUUUUACAAUCCAAAAACGCAGUUAUCUAUCAAACCCGCAAAAGGAAAUGCUAAAAGGAGUCGACACGAUUGGGUUCUUAAUUAUGGUCGUGCCGUUGAUCUGUUUUUACAAUAAGUAUGGAUUUUGCCGCGCCUUCCUCCUGGCGGCCAUAUUCUCGAUCGUCCCCUCAUUCUUCCUCCCCACUUCCAUUAAUGUGCAGACAUAUGUGGUCGCGCUGAUGCUCAGGAUAUUACAGGGUAUCGGCUGGAUAUCUGUGGUGCCAUUUAUCGGGAAAAUCUGCUCGUUUAUCGAUUUGCAAGAGAAUCGCUAUACGGCGUGGCUGGCUUUUAGUUAUUUGCAGGCCUCUGCCCUGAUCGUUUUUCCGCUGUCCGGAAUCUUGAUGAGUAGCGGAUUGGGAUGGCACGCUGCGCAUCAUGUUAUUGCCGCGGUCCUUUUCGUGUUGUUAAUCCUCUUUAUGCUGUGCCACUAUUCCGAAGAUUUCAAGUGGGAUGUGGUUGAGAAGAGGUGGAAAGAGGUGGUCCGCGGGCAUUCGAAUGGUUCACAUCUCUUCACGAUGCGCCUACCCUAUUUAUCCAUUUAUCAGGACAUCCAAAUCUGGGUUUGUCUCUUCGCUUCGUCGGCCCAUUUUUCGAUCAUCGCGAUAGCGCUUGAUAUUAUACCGACGUUAUUGAUUAAGAAAGGCCAAGCUAUCAUCGGAAUCCUGACCAUAACGGUCGGGUUGUCCGGAUUUGCGUACGGAGGAGUGUUUCGUAUGGCACAGCUGAGGAGCAAACAAUUCCACGGCUUCAUCCUGAUCCAUCUACUCGUCAGCCAAGUGUUCGCCUUUUUCCUCACUUCCCUAUUGACGGCGCUGAUUUCGCAGAAUAAUGAAUAUACUGCCUGGCGAAAUCUACUGGUAGGUGAAGCGGCAGUGCUGGCUGUGACGGCUUCGCUUUUCUACCUGGCCGCGUCGAAGUCGCCGGCCAACUGGACUAAUGAAGGCUACGAAGACACGUCGAUGCGGCCAAAACGAGACGAUCCACUCCCUCAAUUCCCGCUG